CGGCGCGAGGAUCCCGCGGGUCGCAGGCACAGGUCGCAGCCACAGACCCGAGCCAAUAGAUCCGAGCCAGAGCCUAGAGGGCGGCAGCGAGGGAGGGGUCCUCGGUGCCUGGAGGAAGGGGUCAUGGCCUCCAUGCUGCUCGCCCGGCGGCUGGCCUGCCGCUUCCCACACAGCCACCGCCUGCGGGCGCCAGGAUCCAGACAGAUCAGUCAAGCCGCAGCCAAAGUCGAUAUUGAGUUUGAUUACGAUGGGCCUCUGAUGAAGACAGAAGUCCCGGGGCCUAGGUCUCAGGAGUUAAUGAAACAGCUGAAUAUGAUUCAGAACGCAGAGGCUGUGCAUUUUUUCUGCAAUUAUGAAGAGAGCCGAGGCAACUACCUGGUCGAUGUGGAUGGCAACCGGAUGCUGGACCUGUAUUCACAGAUCUCCUCUGUGCCCAUUGGCUACAGCCACCCCGCCCUGGCGAAGCUCAUCCAACAGCCUCAGAACGUGAGCACGUUCAUCAACAGACCUGCCCUGGGAAUCCUGCCUCCGGAGAACUUCGUGGAGAAGCUCCGGUCGUCCUUGCUCUCGGUGGCUCCCAAGGGGAUGUCCCAGCUCAUCACCAUGGCCUGUGGCUCCUGCUCCAAUGAGAAUGCAUUCAAGACCAUCUUCAUGUGGUACCGGAGCAAGGAAAGGGGGCAGAGGGGCUUCUCCAAAGAGGAGCUGGAGACCUGCAUGAUUAACCAGGCCCCCGGGUGCCCCGAGUACAGCAUCCUCUCCUUCAUGGGCGCGUUCCACGGGAGAACCAUGGGUUGCCUAGCGACCACGCACUCCAAAGCCAUUCACAAGCUCGACAUCCCCUCCUUCGACUGGCCCAUCGCGCCCUUCCCCCGGCUGAAAUAUCCUCUGGAAGAGUUUGUGAAAGAAAACCAACAAGAGGAAGCCCGCUGUCUGGAAGAGGUGGAGGAUCUCAUCGUGAAAUACCGGAAAAAGGAAAAGACAGUGGCCGGGAUCAUCGUGGAGCCCAUCCAGUCCGAGGGUGGAGACAACCACGCGUCCGACGAUUUCUUCCGGAAGCUGAGGGACAUCGCCAGGAAGCACGGCUGUGCCUUCUUGGUGGACGAGGUCCAGACUGGAGGGGGCUGCACCGGCAAGUUCUGGGCCCAUGAGCACUGGGGCUUGGACGACCCAGCAGACCUGAUGACCUUCAGCAAGAAGAUGAUGACUGGCGGCUUCUUCCACAAGGAGGAGUUCAGGCCUAAUGCUCCCUACCGGAUCUUCAACACCUGGCUGGGGGACCCAUCCAAGAACCUGCUCCUGGCCGAGGUCAUCGACGUCAUCAAGCGGGAAGACCUGCUGAACAACGCAGCGCACGCUGGGAAGGUGCUGCUCACGGGGCUGCUGGACCUCCAGGCCCGGUACCCCCAGUUCAUCAGCAGAGUGAGAGGCCGAGGCACCUUCUGCUCCUUCGACACUCCAGAUGAAUCAGUACGGAAUAAGCUCAUCUUGAUUGCCAGAAACAAAGGUGUGGUGUUGGGGGGCUGCGGCGACAAGUCCAUUCGUUUCCGCCCCACGCUGGUCUUCAGGGACCACCAUGCUCACCUGUUCCUCAAUAUCUUCAGCGACAUCCUAGCAGACUUCAAGUAAAGACGCCAUUUCCACUGCUCUCUGAGGAAGCCCCGAUCUCAACAGUUGUCAAAUUGAUUAGUUUGCCUAAUUCAUGUUUUCACUUAAAAGUAUCAGAGGUGAAUGCAUACACGGAAGGGUUUUUUGUGAGGAGGGAACAUGUGUGGUGGUUUGCGGGAGGGGGAGAGAGCAGGGGAGGGCUGCUUUCGAUUUUCCUCCUGCAGAGCUAAGGGUGCACGUUGGUUUAAGCCCAGAAAUUCUGCUAGAGCCUGGACGUAGUCUUGGGAAGGGCCACUGGGAUCGUGGCCAUAUUUCUGCCCACCCUUGACCGACCCAGUAAUGGUUCUGGAAGCCAGGCAAGGGAGUCACACAUGCUCCUGGGACUGGUGGCUGGGACUUAGGGGUUCCAGUCCAUCUCAAGUGCCAUAUUCUGUAAUGAGGAUGCCGGCUGCCCCUGCCCUAUGCAAGCGAACAGCCCUCACCUCCUCACCCAGCCCCCACGCUCUGAGCACGCCCCCGGCACACCUCAGCGAGGGACAGGACAGAGCCUAGGAGGGCAGAGAAGUGGGGACAUGAGGACUGAGCUCAGAGGUGGCGGAAGGGGUCUCCUGGCCUCCUGGAGACCAGGACCACCCCUCUCAGUGCCCCUGGGGUUCCUCCAAACCGAAUUCUGUCCUUCACGGGGCUCCACCCUUGGAGGAUGUCUAGGUGGCAUCACUGUCAGUUCCCACUCGACAGCCUCCAUGCCCCAAACUCUGUCCUCCCUGGUAAAUGUCAGCCUGGGCCUGCAGCCUGAGAGUCCACAGGACACGCUUGAGCUGAAAGGUCAGAAGCACACACCUGUCGCCCCAGGAGCGCAGGCCCAGGGGCCCGGGUGGCAGAACCACACACCCCGUCUCCCCGGGCACCUGGGGGCCUGGGCUCGUGGACCCCUUAUCCCGGGAGGCUCUUGCUCAUCCACAUUCCCUCCACCACUGAGUGGACGCAUGAGUGGCUCGGCUGUGCCAUCGGGGCACUCCCUGCUGGACUGGAUUUCUUCUUGUCUUGAGGGAAGUGCCAUGAAUUAAAGGCACCAGAGCUCCGUGCAUGGGGUACAUUGGUUUAAGGCAGUUCCCUUGUGCUUGUCCUCCUGAAAUUAGCUUUUCCUGAGAUGACUGAGUGUGGAGAUUGCCCAGCAGAUGGUCCUUAAAUGCUUACGUGGGGCUGUGGCUGAGGCGACAGCUUCUCUGCUGGAGGUGAGACACUGGUGGAAGUGAUUUGACCUCAAAUGCUCCUAAAAGGAGCACUUGAUAGUCUGAGAGCCCCGAAGUAUUAUUUAGUGGGUAGACUGAGAAAGUGGCUGUAUUCUCUGUCCAAAAGGAAGCCACUUCAUCUCCUGGUGGCUUGGUUGGCUGUUUUGGAAGAUGAGCAUAACCAGGUUCCUGAUUCAGCACUUUGCUCUUUAAUAACGAACCAUCCAAAGAUCUCAAAGUGGGUUUUUCCUUUAGCUUUCACUCUUCAGCAGACCUGGUCAUCCAGGUAUUUUUGUUGAAGAAUGAAAGACACCGACGUGUUUAACAGACACGGACAGGUCCAGGCAUUCCAGUUCACUUCACAUUCCUGCAGUCAGUGCUGAUCUGUGGCUUUUGAUAAGUUCUGCCAUGUUAAGGUCAUUUGCGCUGCCGACUAAGGAGAGAUGUAUGACCCCCUCUCUCUGCAGCUCCCUCUCUGUCUCAUUUGUAUAUUCAUUUGUUCAACAUUCAGUCAUUCAUCAAACUUUCAUUAAGUACCCGCACCAUCCCAGGCCCUGUGCUAAGCGCUAGGAACACAAAGGUGAGAUAAAACGUAGUCCCUGCCCUCAGGGACUCACAUGCCGUUGGAAACAGACUCAAGCUAACAGAGUGGAGUGGCGAGCGCUAUGACCGAGGUGCACGUGCAUCAGGAGAGCAGAGGGAGUCCCGCAAGCCACCUGAGGGUCAGAGGAGGUUUCUGCGAAAGUGACAUUGGAGCAGGGUUCUGCAGAACGAGGAAGAGCUCACCAAGCUGACAGGGCAAAGGAGGGUGUUGCAGAAGGGAAUGGCACGUGUGAAGGCACGUCAGCCCGCGGUCUCCAGCACAUUCCAGACAACAUCCCAAGGUCCAAGGCCUUACUUGACAAACAUGCCAAGUGUAAACCAAACCAUCAUUCAUUCAUUGACUUCAGUAUGCUUUCUCCUGAGAACGUCAGCAUUGGGUGCAAAUACUGAAUGAGGUUCUUGGAGUCCAAAGGGUUCUAAGGCAGGGCACAACCAGAAAGUUGGCUCUCUUCGGUGGAGAGAGUGGCUCCACUAUUUUGUUCUCUCCCCAAGGGGCACUGACAGAGGGAUGAGAUCAUUUUAUCUGGAAAGCCAUUUCCAGAUAGAUUAUUCACUCCUUACCAAGAAAAGUUAGUUCCUCUACAAAAUUUUUAAGCCAUUUACCAAGUUCUUGUUGAUUCGGGGCAUAACGAGUUCCCGAGACAUCCUCUUUUGAGGGGUGGGAGUUUAGCUGGAAGAAUUUCAAGGAAAAAGAAUUCUCAGCAGAGCUCAAGGUUGUAGAGACUCAGAAGUUGGUGAAAACAUGGGGAGUCCAGUGGACAGGCUGCUGUCUAGGGCAAGGCCCAGGAAGACGUGCUUCUGUGGCCAGUGGUCUGGAAAUGAAUCCGUCAUACAUCAGUGCCAUAGAGUUUAGUAACUGUCUAGCAAGUCUUGUCUCUUUUACAGAAAACAAGGUCCAAUAACAGCAAGUCUUAGCACAUCCUCACUUUUAUUAUAAAUGGGUGUUUUUUUUAUAAUUUUUACUGACGCUCAGUAACCAUGCAAAAUUGUGCACAGCAUUAAUAUAUCUAUAUAUCUAUACCUAUCUAUCUAUAUAUAUAUAUCAGCUCAUGGUAGAAAACCAUAGCUAGGGAGCAUCGCAGACUUACGCAUACAAAGUGGUCUGGUUUACAGUAUUCUGUUGAUAGUGCCAAUAAAUGAUAAAGAAAUGAACAUGUCCCAAUGUAACUGAACAUAUGCACAAUUCCAUGAAUUAAAUCUGUUUCCUGUGUUAAUCAGUAUUCUUAAAUUUAAAAGAAUUUAUAAUGGAAACAU
Molecule: messenger RNA, 4694 nt
Organism: Microcebus murinus (gray mouse lemur)
Lineage: Eukaryota; Metazoa; Chordata; Mammalia; Primates; Cheirogaleidae
Gene: ABAT
Product: 4-aminobutyrate aminotransferase
Biological process (GO): GABA catabolic process
Cellular component (GO): mitochondrion
Molecular function (GO): 4-aminobutyrate:2-oxoglutarate transaminase activity; pyridoxal phosphate binding
Source: RefSeq, a predicted model, not a curated record